Molecule: messenger RNA, 1509 nt
Organism: Penicillium brasilianum
Lineage: Eukaryota; Fungi; Ascomycota; Eurotiomycetes; Eurotiales; Aspergillaceae
Source: the annotation of a GenBank genome assembly
CCCGCGCACUGAUCACUGAUUGAUGAAAGAGUAAUUAGACGUGAUGGCAGGCAAUGUGCACGCGACCAUCCCCGCACGGCUCACUCAAGAGUCUACUAUCCAACUAGACGAGUUUAAGCAGAUCUGCUCUCGCUCCAUCGAUGCUUCGACCUACCCACUUGCUUGCGCUGUCGACCACAAUAUCCCUAUAUACGACAUCCCUGCCCUCGAGACACGGCCACUCACAGCCGAACUAAUCUCCCGCCUCCAAGAUGAAUGGCACCAAGUCCUCCACUCCGGACCGGGAGUCUUCGUCCUACGUGGAAUGUACACACCUACAAGAUACGCCUCCAUCCUAUCCGCGACAAACGACGCCUUCGACCGAAUUAUCGCCCGUGAGCGCGCCUCGAAUACCUCCCAGGGCGACCACUUCGCCGCCAGCGGCACCAACGAUCGCAUCUGGAAUGCUUUCUCCAAGCACGGCCUCGAAGACCCAUCUUCUUUCGCCGAUUACUACGCCAAUCCCUGGCUGGCAACCGUCAGUUCCGGCUGGCUAGGCCCCGGCUACCGGGUCACCGCACAAGUCAACGCCGUCCACCCCGGCGGUGCCGCCCAAGAAGCGCACCGCGAUUACCACCUCGGUUUCAUGGACGCCGAUGCCUGCGCGAGGUUCCCCGCCGCAACGCAGUUGACCUCGCAAUUCCUCACGUUGCAAGGCGCCGUCGCACACAGUGAUAUGCCCCUCGCCUCGGGUCCGACCCGCUUCUUACCUUUCAGUCAGACCUAUCCACCGGGGUACAUGGCCUGGCGACGGCCCGAGUUCCGCGCCUUCUUCCAAGAGAACUACGUCUCUUUACCACUCUCCCUCGGCGACGGGGUCUUUUUCAAUCCGGCGCUUUUCCACGCCGCGGGCGCAAAUGUUAUGGACGCUUCUGCGGACGGAUUCCGACGCGUUGCGAAUCUAUUGCAGAUUAGUAGUGCGUUUGGGAAACCCAUGGAAAGUGUUGAUGCGAUUACGCUCGUGGAGAGGUGUUGGGAUAUCCUGUCUGCACGGUUUAAAUCUGCGGGCCAGAAGAUUGCGGAUCGUGAUUUGGAUCCCGGGAGUUAUGGGCGUGAGGCGAGGGAGGUUAGGGCGUUGGUGCAGGCUUUGGCGGAGGGGUAUCCGUUUCCGACGAAUUUGGAUCGGAGACCGCCUGCGCCGGGGAGGAUGGCGCCAGAGACUGAGCAGGAUGUGUUGGUAACGGGGUUAGAGAGGGGUUGGACGCGGGUGGACGUUGUUGGUGCGUUGGAGAAGAUGAGGUUGGAGUCGAGGGCGUGACCGCGGUGACUACAGUAGUGUGCCGAGGUCAUGGACAUAGGGCUGGGGUGACGGAUCAGGGAUCUGGUGUUUGAUCUUUCGAGUGGAGUUUGCUUAGUGCUUAGAUGAAUCCGAUUUCGAGUAGACGAGUCUCGUCGUCAACAUUAUUAUUGUUGUUGUUGUUGUUGUUACUGUUACUGCGUACAUGCGUGCAGCUGGAUGGAGGCCUCCGG